Messenger RNA from Neltuma alba, 2052 nucleotides. RefSeq names its product cysteine-rich receptor-like protein kinase 10. Bases 1 to 1980 code for a protein of 659 amino acids. Gene Ontology annotation, biological process: defense response to bacterium; protein phosphorylation. NCBI's taxonomy places the organism in Eukaryota, Viridiplantae, Streptophyta, Magnoliopsida, Fabales, Fabaceae. The record is from RefSeq and is a predicted model, not a curated record. The transcript has 7 exons. Gene Ontology annotation, molecular function: ATP binding; protein serine/threonine kinase activity. Gene Ontology annotation, cellular component: plasma membrane.
AUGCCUUUCAACAUCAUAAUUUUGUUACUCUGCUUCAUCGGCUUCCUCCAUUCUUCUUCUGCUCAAGUCAUAGGUCGUAAUUCUCUUCACCCUCAAUGCUCCACCCACCACAAUUUCACCGCCAAUAGCACCUUCGACUUUAACCUCAACACCCUCUUUUCUUCCUUAACUUCCAACGAAACCGCCCACCUCGACUUCUACAACACCACCGUUGACGGCGGUGGCGAGACCAUAUACGGCCUCUUCAUGUGCCGGGGCGACGUCAACCAAGACGCAUGCCACCAGUGCGUCGUUGAGUCAACUGCAGAGUUAGCUUACUAUUGCAGAUUUUCGAAGGCGGCUGUAAACUGGCUUGACCCGUGCUUGGUUCGCUAUUCUCAGCACAACUUCUUCUCCACCGUCGAUAGAAAGCCUAAACUCAAAAUGUUGAACACUAACAAUGUCUCGAACCAGGCAGGAUUCAUGAACGUAUUGAUGACUGUUAUGAACCUGACGGCAGAUGAAGCGGCGAAGCCUGCUUUGAUGAAAAAGAAGUCGGCGACGAAAGCGGUGGUGGUAGAUAUUCAAACUCUGUAUGUGAUGGUUCAGUGCACGCCGGACCUUUCGCCGGGAGAUUGCAGAACGUGUCUGAGUGGUGUGAUCGGGAACCUUCCAUGGUGUUGUGAGGGCAAGAUCGGAGGAAGAGUGGCAUAUCCAAGUUGCUUCGCUCGCUAUGAGCUGUAUAUGUUCUUUAAUUCUUCUACGCCUCUCCGGCCAGUAAGGCUGCCCCCUCCGCCUCCGCCUCCUCCUCCUCCUCCGGCUCCAUUAACUCCUCCAACUCCUUCAGAUGUAAGAAGGAAAAGGAGAUUAAGGACUAUUGUGAUAGCUGUGGCUUCUCCUGUUGGUGCUGUGAUACUUCUAUGUUUCUCCUUCUAUUUGUCGAAGAAUCAAAUAAAGAAGAUACGUAUGGCUUUUCUCAUGCAAAAAUACUUUGGAAGCGAAAGCAACACUUUAGAGCCUCUGCAAUUCAGUUUGGCUACGAUUGAAGCCGCGACAAAUAAGUUUUCACAGGAAAAUUGUUUAGGUCAGGGUGGAUUUGGACAAGUUUACAAGGGCAUUCUUUCAAAUGGUCAAGAAAUAGCUGUAAAAAGACUUUCAAAAAGUUCUGGCCAGGGAGUAGAAGAAUUUAAGAACGAGGUUUUAUUAAUAGCCAGACUCCAGCAUAGAAAUUUGGUGGCCUUGCUAGGAUUUUGCAUAGAAGAGCAAGAGAAAAUUCUCAUUUAUGAAUAUGUUCCCAACAAAAGUCUUGAUUAUUUUCUAUUUGGUUCUCAAAAAAUCAAAGUACUAAAUUGGGAGGAGCGAUGUAAAAUUAUAGGAGGAGUUGCUCGAGGAAUUCUUUACCUUCAUGAUUAUGCUCGAGUUAAGAUUAUACAUCGUGAUCUCAAGCCAAGCAAUAUUUUGUUAGAUAAUGAAAUGAACCCAAAAAUUUCAGAUUUUGGCAUGGCCAGGAUGGUUGGAAUCCAUGAAAUUGAGGAAAGUACAAGUAACAUUGUUGGAACCUAUGGUUAUAUGUCUCCGGAAUAUGCAAUGUUUGGACAAUAUUCUGAAAAAUCAGAUGUUUUUAGCUUUGGAGUAAUAGUAUUAGAAAUGAUCAGUGGAAGGAAGAUCACAAGCUCUCAAGAUCAAUCUCAUGGCCUCCUAAACUAUGCUUGGAAUCAAUGGAACGAAGAAAAGAUAUUAGAUGUAUUGGAUUCAAGUCUAAAUGAACCUGAAUUGUUGAAUGAAGUGGACAAGUGCAUCCAAAUUGGGUUGCUAUGUGUUCAAGAAAAUCCGGAAGCAAGGCCUUCUAUGGCUACAGUUGUUUCAUAUCUUAGCAAUGAUUCAAUUCAAUUGCCAUUUCCACAAGAACCUGCAUUCUUUCUGGAGGGCCAAAUGGAGCUUAAUACCGACAGUAAAGAAUCAAUUAAUGAAAUGUCUAUAAGUGAAUUCUAUCCUCGGUAGUACAAGGCUUUUAUUGCAUCUUGUGCUUGGCCACCGAUGCUCAAUUGGGUACCCUGUCAAUUAGAGAAGAAG